UGACCAUAAAGUGAGCCGUUGGUCGACAUUUUGGGCACAGCAUCAUCAGCGCUGACGUGAGCAGGGCUGUCAUUACUGUAGUGACGAGUCAAACUACGUAUUAUUCGUUUGUCUAUAGGUGAGGGACUAUGGACGCCUCAGUUUCUCCUCAGUUGGACGGCAGUUUGAAGGACUCCGAUGGAGAGGAGAACCACAGUGACGGCAGUUCCUCUUCUGCAGAUCCUGCUCAGGUGUCGGUGGAAGGAGGGUCUCCAGGAGUGACGGUGGUCCAGCUGAGUGAUGGUCAGAUGCUUCAGGUCCACAGGGUGAUCCAGGCCCCUCAGACCUCCGUCAUACAGGCCCCCCCGGUCCAGACCGUCCAGAUUGCCAGUGUAGCAGAGCUGGAGCCCGACCAAUCAGAAGCAGACACUCAGAAGAGGCGGGUGCUUCUCUCCAGGCGUCCGUCUUAUCGAAAAAUACUGAAUGAGCUUUCAUCGGAUUCACCGGCGGUUGCUAAAAUCGAAGAGGAGAAGAUGGAGGAGGAGGUGGUGGUCUCUGCUGCCGAAGCAACAGCUCCCACCUCCAUCUACCAGACCAGCUCAGGACAGUAUAUUGCGAUCUCUCAGGGGAGAGCCAUCCAGUUGAACCCCGGAGUGGAGGCCCUUCAGGGAGGGGGGGCCCAGACCCUGACGGUGGCUAGCUCCUAUCCAGCUGGAGACGCCCAACAGCAGAUCUUCAUCCAGGGAGGACAGAUGCUUCUCCAAGGUAGGACUCAGAUGAUUAUUGCAUUUUCAUCAAACGUUUCUCCCCCCUCUUUCCUCUCCAGGGAGGCCGCCAGAGAGUGCCGCAGGAAAAAAAAAGAGUAUGUCAAAUGUCUGGAAAACCGCGUGGCUGUGUUGGAAAACCAAAACAAGACCCUGAUUGAAGAGCUGAAAGCACUGAAGGACAUUUACUGCCACAAAGCAGAGUAGCGGUUUGUGGUCAUGAGCUGAAGACAGUGGCGUUUACAAGCUGCGACAGCAAAUAGAAACAAAAGACUGGAACUACUUUGACCGUGUCUGCUCACUCAGGCCUGGUUCAAGUGUUUCGGGGGGGAUUUAAACAGCUGGAGCUGGCCGGUUUUCGCUCUUGUUCGUAUCUUGUGCUCUUUGCAUGUGAAGACUCAAGUGUCGUUGAUGUUGCUUUUGUGCACCGGCCAAUGAGAGCCAGCUGACGAAGAGGAACAGGAAGAGGAAAUACAUGCGCUUCCUCAGAAUGUACCGUUUAGAGUACAGAGAUUAACGGAAAAACAUUGGCGAGUCAGCCAAGGUCGCUCUACCAGCAGUUUCUCUGAGGAGACGAGGUGCCACUAUCAGCUGCAACUCAUCCCUGUUUUCCUGAUCAAAUCUGCAGCAUUUACGCUUCUGUUCGUGGCAAUUCCAUGCAUUCCUUCACGCUAAAAAGCAAGAAAUGUCAUUUAAGUAACAUUUUCAGUUUUCAGAGACGUUUUUGAUUUGGUUUCAAAGAAUAAAAGAAUAUUUUUAGCAGACGACACAGAAUAUAAUAUAUUUUAAACAAAUAGAAAGGGGCAUUAUCUGAAUCAGAAGUUAUUUUAAAGUGAGUCGAUUGUUUAGAAAUGACAAGAGCACAACUGCCCUUGAGUCAAAGCACAGAAAGUACCAAAGCGUCCGUGUGGAUAUUACCAGAAUGUAUAUUACGUUUAUUUUAAGAAUUUCACUCCACAAGUUUAUUGUAUAUUCUGCAAAGCAUCAGCUCGUUUUACUGUCAUGCAAGCUUCAGUCUUAUUUUUCAAAUUAUGGAUAUCCAUUGUGUUUUAAAACUGUAUUUGAUUAUGGCUGGAUAUUGAAAUGCUCUGUUUAAAGGGUGAUGCCAAUUUUUCUCUUUUUUUAUGUAAAGACAUUUUAUUUGAAUGAUAAUAUCCUCUUGUUUUCCUGUUUCUGGUGAUUUUGAAAAGUGCUUGCUUUCUCUGUUUCUAUAGUUGUUGAGUUUGUUCCAAUAAAUAUAUUUUAUUGAAGAAAAAACACCUCCUAAUGUAACAGACGAUCUCUUACGACUGCCAAAGCUCUUUUAGUGAAAGACAAGUCUUUAACUACAGUUUGUCUCGGUGACAACACAGUGAUUCAUCCUGUGGUCGUCUUGUUGUGUAACAACCAAAUGACCGGUACGUUUUGUAUUCACAGAUAAAUAGCCAUUUUGCGAAAGUCUACGAAAACACAGGUGAUAAUACAAUUCAGGUCUUUUCUUUGAUAUUAACUCGGUCAAGCUGAUCUGGUUGAGGAUUCUUGCUGUUUCAACCCAGUUGUUCUCCUCUCAGUUUACUUCCUUGUUUGAAUUGUAAAACCAAAACUUAUUUUUUUGUUUGUCAAAUAAAAUAUUCAAAUGUGA
Molecule: messenger RNA, 2364 nt
Organism: Notothenia coriiceps (black rockcod)
Lineage: Eukaryota; Metazoa; Chordata; Actinopteri; Perciformes; Nototheniidae
Product: cAMP-responsive element modulator-like
Exons: 7
Coding region: 129-950 (273 amino acids)
Biological process (GO): regulation of transcription by RNA polymerase II
Cellular component (GO): nucleus; ATF4-CREB1 transcription factor complex
Molecular function (GO): protein binding; DNA-binding transcription factor activity, RNA polymerase II-specific; RNA polymerase II cis-regulatory region sequence-specific DNA binding
Source: RefSeq, a predicted model, not a curated record